CCCAGUCCCAUACUCGGCAGGGUGAUAAGCUAUUCGAAUUAUUCCAACGUAAGUUGUUGUGCGGUUAUUACAGUGAAAUAUCGUUUCAAUAAACACGUCCGUCGCAAUGUUAAUAUAUUGGUGCCUUAUGUUUUUUAUAUGCCUUCUGGUAGGCCAGUGUUACAAUAGUGAUAUAAUUUUAGAAAACUAUGAAGAUCCUAUAUGUCAAUUUAAGACAUGUAUAAACAAGUGCUGCUCCAGAAAUCAGUACAUGAACACAACAAUAUGGUAUAUGACAAGCUGUGUAGAUAACAACGAGAAUUUUGAUUUAGACAUGUCUGAUUUGCAACUGUAUGAUACUGAGGAUCAUUCGAGGACGAUUGACAAGAAGCUUGGUGAUGUGUUUCUUUUGAAGCCAAAUUUAUUUACGCGUAAUGAGACGUUUGCUUACCUCUCGGCCCGAUUUGAUAUCCUAAAAGUCAUAAGUUACUUAAACGAGGAUGGAGAUCUAUAUUUAGAGUCGCCAAACGCUUACAUACGAUGGAGGAAAAUUGACAAAGCUGAUUUCUGUGUAGACUAUGGAAUUAAUAACAACGUAUCCCAAAUUCAGUUCUGGGGAUUACUUGAAGAUGAAUAUCAGCCUCCACCGUACAAAACAUUUUAUCAGAGUUCCGGUCUUAUUAUAUCAUCGAUAUUUCUAUUUCUUCUCUUCCUGGUAUACUGUGCUCUGCCGGAACUGCGAAAUAUCGGUGGAAUGGUGCUUAUGGCCUAUGUUGCCAGCUUAUUGGGAGCUUACGUAUCCCUAGCUGUGUUGAAUUUGGGCCGGCUGUCAGAAACCGACUGUAUAGUAAUAACCACUUUCAUAUAUUUCUUUUUCCUCUCUGCAUUCUCGUGGAUGAAUGUCAUGUCGUUUGAUAUCUGGUGGACGUUCCGUGCGCACCGUACACAAAAGCAGAGAUUAAUGGUAUACUUAAAGCUGUCGGUUAUAAUGGGAAUUAAUUGGAUUCUUGAAGUGAUCAGCUCCUUUUCUCCACGACUAAAUAUUUGGUUAAUUUCUGACACAUAUAAUCUUCUUAUCGGAGUCACAAUUUUCUUAAUAUUUGUAUGCAAGAGGUCUAUCUACAAUAAGUUAAUGAUCAGAUUCAGGGUUAUGCGACAAUACAACCUCCCAAAGAGGUCUCUCACUUCUAGCUUCACAUUGGAAUCAAAUUUGAGUCAAGAAGCACCACCCAAUGUUUGUGCGAACCCCAAAGGGGAAAGGAAACGGUCAUUGGAACAAAAACCUACAUUUGAAAUUUAAUUAGCAUAAAAAAUCCAUCGAAGAGACACACGGUUUCUUUCAUAAAAAACUUCUAAAUGGUUCUGUGAACUUAAAUACAAAAGAUACCAAAGAAAUAACACAUUCGACUAGGAAUAAUUUCUGGCGUUAUUGCUAUGGAUGCCUAUUCUUUAUUUGACUACUAAACGGUGGAAUAUGAUUUAUGGAAUACCAUUUAAAUGUACAUAUUGAUUUUUUUAUUUAUGAUGCUAAGUCAUCAAGAAGGAAAACGCAGUACAAAAUGACGUGAAUAUAGACAGCAUAAAUAUGAUAAUUAGAUGACCUGCUGGCGGACACUGUAGGAGUUUUGAUAUAUAAUUUAUGUAACAAACCCGCGCAUAUAUUUCUCUGUAUCUAGCUCAGAAAUUAACUAACAACAAUCCUCGUCUGAUUUUCAAAUGAAAUAAUUUUUUAUUGAUUUUUCUAUAUUAUCAGAUCGGGCAACCGAGUCGGUGCCUGUCAGAAGGGAAGCAAUAAUCACCAUCCAUGAAUAGGGUAGAGGUCUAGCAAAAAUGUGUUGUCCGCUUAUAUAGGAUAGGAUAAGGAAAGGAUUGACGGUAGAAACAAAGGAAUGAAGUGUAAAAAAGGGAACGGACUUGAUACACUCAUCUGUACAAAUUACAAGUUCUCACGUCGGCAGAAACGCCUGGUGUGGUCUAGUAACUCUUAGAGACCUACGUAGUUAAUAGCAUAUACGGUAAAUGGCAGGGAUUUUAUGGAUAGGAAAUUCCGGAUAGUUUCGGUUUCGGAUCAUAUCUAAUAAUGACCAAACGAAAAUCAAGUAAUCGCCCGACUCGCAUGCAGUCGGGUCGAUCUUCCACUGAGUAAAUUUCAAUAGGUCUGUUUGCCUUGCCAAAUACCUUCCUGGGUUUUUAGGUGUUACAGAUAAAAAACCUGUCAUUCCAUUCGAAAGCUAUUCUUUUCUAUGAUUAUUGUUAACACGUGUUGGCUAGUAAUUAGUGAGUGAAGAGAAGAUCAACGCGGAAACAAUUGAUUUAUAGUCAUCUCAGUCCAACGACAUGUAUCAAGUCUAACGAUAUGUAUAGUCGUAUCAUUUGUCUCUUUCAUAGCGCGAAGUGUCUUCUAUAAAAUGACUGUUCGUAGUUUUAGUACCACUUUUGCCAUAGGUAUAAAUACGAUAUUGUUUAUGUAUAGACCUAUCAUAUGU
Zerene cesonia (dogface butterfly) is the source of this 2465-nucleotide messenger RNA. RefSeq names its product G-protein coupled receptor Mth2-like. The transcript has 7 exons. The coding region runs from base 107 to 1279 and encodes 390 amino acids. The record is from RefSeq and is a predicted model, not a curated record. Lineage: Eukaryota; Metazoa; Arthropoda; Insecta; Lepidoptera; Pieridae. Gene Ontology annotation, molecular function: G protein-coupled receptor activity.